This is a messenger RNA of Eremothecium cymbalariae DBVPG#7215, 987 nucleotides long. RefSeq names its product chitin deacetylase CDA2 (gene CDA2). Gene Ontology annotation, molecular function: chitin deacetylase activity. NCBI's taxonomy places the organism in Eukaryota, Fungi, Ascomycota, Saccharomycetes, Saccharomycetales, Saccharomycetaceae. Gene Ontology annotation, cellular component: prospore membrane. Gene Ontology annotation, biological process: carbohydrate metabolic process; ascospore wall assembly. The transcript has a single exon. The record is from RefSeq and is a predicted model, not a curated record. Bases 1 to 987 code for a protein of 328 amino acids.
AUGAAACUGCAGAGUAUAUUGUUAUACGUUGCCGCCUACGGCGGCGGCAGGGUGUUGGGGAUGCCCAGUAGGGAGCAUUACCAGCUGGCGUCCGGGGAAAUGACGCCAUUCCCGGAGUGGCUCAGCGAAUUGACAGGUCUUAGUCAGUGGCCGGAGUCCGAUCCGCCGUACAUUCCAUUGGAGACGAUCGACUUGUCGAUAGUGCCGGACUACAAGCCGUACCGGGAGGGCGAGUGCCAUUUGAAUCCUCCCGAGUCGUGUUCGUUUGAUUGCUACAAAUGCUUGGCAUUCGACGACAUCCACACCUGCUCGAAGUUGACACAGACGUUCGACGACGGGCCUUCGGGCGCCACGUCUUUGUUACUUGACCAUCUCCGGCACAAAACUACGUUUUUCAACUUGGGCUACAACAUCGUACGCAACCCAAGCGUGUAUCAGCGGAUGUUGGCCGAGGGCCAUUUGGUGGGCACCCACACUUGGUCGCAUCCGUUCCUCCCCAGCUUGACCAACGAGCAGAUCGUGGCGCAGUUGGAAUGGUCCGUGUGGGCGAUGAACGCGACAGGCAACCAUCUCCCACGGUGGUUCAGGCCGCCCUACGGCGGCAUAGAUAACCGUGUCCGCGCGAUUGCUCGACAGUUCGGGCUCACGACGGUGUUGUGGGACCACGACUCGUUUGACUGGAUGCUACAAUCUCCGGAAUUCUCGAGAACUGAGCAGCAGAUCUACGACGACGUGGCCGAGUGGAUCCACGGGGGCACGGGCAUCGUCUUGGAACACGACGGCCACGAGAGAACCGUGCGUAUCGGCAUCCAGGUCAACAACAUGAUCGGCCACAACCAGAUGACCAUCGCUGAGUGCGCCGGGGGCCAGGACUAUCUAAACUCGCUCCCCAGAUUUUCAAGAAACUCCAACCCAUCGUCGUCGUUAUCAUCCCCGAACAAUCCGAACAACCCAUUCAAUGGUGCCAGCGCCAAAGACAAAACUUGA